UUCGCAAAUUAGGACCCUAGCCCUUCUUUCUCUUUCUUAUACACAAUGUCUUUAUUAUCUCAGUUUACAAAAACUGCUUUUCAACAGUUUACAAGACCUGUAGCAAUCAACAAUCCUUCCAUUUUUACUCUUGUUCGUACCAUGAAGGUCCGUUCUUCAGUCAAGAAGAUGUGUGAUGGUUGUACAACUGUCAGAAGACGUGGAAAGCUCUUCGUAACAUGCUCCAAGAACAAGAAGCACAAGCAACGCCAAGGAUAAACUGAUUCAUCAUACUAUGUAUAUUAUUUCCAGCAUCGUUUUCUUUUUUGUAUAGACCCUCUAAUAAAUCGAUAGCAAGCCAU
This is a messenger RNA of Gilbertella persicaria, 341 nucleotides long. RefSeq names its product ribosomal protein L36-domain-containing protein. Gene Ontology annotation, biological process: translation. The record is from RefSeq and is a predicted model, not a curated record. Bases 46 to 258 code for a protein of 70 amino acids. Gene Ontology annotation, cellular component: ribosome. The transcript has a single exon. Gene Ontology annotation, molecular function: structural constituent of ribosome. Lineage: Eukaryota; Fungi; Mucoromycota; Mucoromycetes; Mucorales; Choanephoraceae.